CCAAUGAACGCCGUUUGCGUCGAAACCGUUACUUCCGGGUGACUUCCAUGAAGCAGCAGUCCUCGUAAACCUUUGAUGUUUUUGCGUUUUACUGUUAAAAAAAAGAUACAAACGAUUUGUUAAAUUACCGGGCGCUAGAAGAAGAACUACUUGUGGAAAAUGCAUCGAAUAUUCGGCCGCGGAAAACCUCAGACGCCUCCACCGAACCUGUCGGACUGCAUCGGAAACGUGGACGCCCGAGCGGAGUCCAUCGACAAGAAGAUUAGCAGACUGGACGCUGAGCUGCGCAAGUACAAGGAUCAGAUAAAGAAGAUGAGAGAUGGGCCCUCGAAGAACACAGUGAAACAGAAGGCAAUGAGAGUUCUGAAGCAGAAAAGAAUGUAUGAAGGUCAACGGGAGCAGCUGGCUCAGCAGUCAUUUAACAUGGAGCAGGCCAACUACACCAUACAGACCCUGAAGGACACCAAAACAACAGUGGAGGCCAUGAAGAUUGGGGCCAAGGAAAUGAAAAGGGCCUACAAGGAUGUUAAACUUGACCAGAUCGAUGAUUUACAGGAUCAACUGGAAGACAUGAUGGAGGAAGCCAACGAGGUACAAGAGGCUCUGAGCCGCAGCUACGGCACUCCAGAGAUAGACGACGACGAGCUUGAAGCAGAGCUUGACGCACUGGGCGACGAGCUGGAGCUGGAUGAUGACACCUCGUACUUGGACGAGGCCUCAGCUGCUCCUUCUAUCCCUGAGGGAAUGCCCAGUGACAGCAAGACAAACAAGGAUGGUGUUUUGGUGGACGAGUUCGGCCUCCCACAGAUCCCUGCGUCCUAAACAAAGGACAGAUUUAAACAACUGCACUUCACCUGAAAACACUUUUAUAAAUCGAGUAACAUUUGUACAUUUAAACAAAACUGACCUGAAAGUACUACAACUUUGAAGCUGACUUGGAUUUAGGUUGUCUACUACAGUUACAGUUACAUGUGGCCUUUACAAACAAACAAACAAACAUUGUUUUCCAUCAGUUCUCACAUUUAGCCUCCAGUGUUACAGGUUUAUAACUCUUUUUCUCCAGUGUUACUUUUUUUUGGAUUUGAGUAGUGUGUUGACAUUACUGUUGUUUUUGAUUCCUUAAUACUGUAUAGAAUCCCUAUUUAUUGUUUCUAAAUUACUUUAUUUAUUAUUUUAGACAUGCUAAUAAAUUAUGUUUUACUGAACC
Messenger RNA from Cynoglossus semilaevis (tongue sole), 1207 nucleotides. It is a transcript of the gene chmp5a, whose product is annotated as charged multivesicular body protein 5a. Gene Ontology annotation, cellular component: multivesicular body. The record is from RefSeq and is a predicted model, not a curated record. Lineage: Eukaryota; Metazoa; Chordata; Actinopteri; Pleuronectiformes; Cynoglossidae. Bases 160 to 822 code for a protein of 220 amino acids. The transcript is spliced from 8 exons. Gene Ontology annotation, biological process: late endosome to vacuole transport via multivesicular body sorting pathway; vesicle budding from membrane.